AUGUCUUUGUAUUUCUUUCACCUACUUAUAUUUUCAGAGUAUGACAGCACCAACUGUGAGAAUCUAUUAAAGCCAACAGUACAGAAGAAUCAAGUAACUGCUAUCAAUGAGACUGUAGCAACAUGGAUGUGCAGGACAAGAGUUCUUGCAAUGAAUUGGAGAAUGAUACUUUUGCGAUUUCAUACAUGGUAUAGAUUCCAUCGUUAUGUUAUCACAUCAGAUAAAAGACUAUGGUUGUCAAAGGAAUUAAAACUUAUGAAAAAGCUCCUUUACAACCAGGAUACAAAUCUCUCAAAGUCAGAAUUAAUCGAUGAUGAUAACACUUCUAUGACCUUGAAUUCUGAUAAUCAAGAGAGUAAUUACUAUCAAGAGUCUGUUCACACGCCAGUACCGGUGUAUUAUGGUUUACAUUCUAGCAGCCUUGUUACCACUGAUAAUGUGAAUUCCAUCAAUGACUCGGCAUCUGCGGAUAUGGCAAUACAUAAUGAUGCCGACCCUCUGGAUCUUCCUGAGCAUCAGACAUCACCGGAAUUGCCUUUUCAUGUAAAUUCCUCAGCUAAAUGGAUGUUCAAAGGCACAAACAUCUCAGCAUUAUUCAUGUUAUUUCAACAAAGUGUAGCUGCCAUUGCAUCAUCUACCUUGCUUCACAUGGAAACAUCGAUCCAUGAAGUACUCGCUUUAUCUCAUAUAUUACUUUUAGCACCUCAACAACAUAGCCAACUCAUGAUUGAUACUUUCACUGAAGUAAUCUCGGAUGCUCUAACCAAAAAUCUUGUGCAUCAAUCAUUGACACUUAAACUCAAUAAUUGCGACGUUAUCUACCGAAAAGUAUUUCUUAUUAUCGAUUCGGUACAAAUGCAUCAACUGUAUAAUGAUGAAGCCAGUGUAAAAUUAUUACAGCUUUGUAAGCAUGUAGAUAAACACGCCGUUUGCGUAAUCCGUGGUAUUGCCAAAGCUAUAGGCGAGUUACCAUUGCAGGCUAUAAAGAACAAACAAUCAAUUAGCGAAUAUGAAUUAACAACCACUUAUUUUCAUCCAAUAUUGGCAUGCAUUUUAUCCAGUCCUAAAAAGCGCGUUUUAUUACUAUGGACCAAUAUCGAAUCGGAUGCCAGUGGGGAUAAAAGGCCAGAUGCAACCCUGACAAAUCUCACCCAACUGUCGUAUGAGCCAAGCCUGGGCUUUGGUGAAGCAAAAGUGGCACAACCCAAUACAAACGACAAUUACCUAUGCUAUGAUUUUCUGCGCUUAAAAGUCUUUUGCAAAGAAGCCAUCGGUACCCACCAUUGGAAGGCAUGUUUUGUUUUUCAGAUUCACGGAUUUACCAUAGUCUUUUAUCUGAUGUGA
Messenger RNA from Phycomyces blakesleeanus NRRL 1555(-), 1344 nucleotides. RefSeq lists its product as hypothetical. NCBI's taxonomy places the organism in Eukaryota, Fungi, Mucoromycota, Mucoromycetes, Mucorales, Phycomycetaceae. The transcript is spliced from 5 exons. Bases 1 to 1344 code for a protein of 447 amino acids. The record is from RefSeq and is a predicted model, not a curated record.